This is a messenger RNA of Fomitopsis serialis, 1902 nucleotides long. RefSeq lists its product as uncharacterized. Bases 1 to 1902 code for a protein of 633 amino acids. The record is from RefSeq and is a predicted model, not a curated record. The transcript is spliced from 10 exons. NCBI's taxonomy places the organism in Eukaryota, Fungi, Basidiomycota, Agaricomycetes, Polyporales, Fomitopsidaceae.
AUGGCAGCCCAAGACCAGCCCAACCCCUUGCCAGCCGUGCAGGCUGCGGCUCCCGCGAACCCGAAGGCCGAUGACAAGGCAAAGGCCCGGCCGCGCACGGACUGGACCGUCAAUGGGCUCGACGUCGUCAUGGACGGGUUUCUCAAGGAGUGGAACGGCCUCCCGGACACCAAGAAAGCCAGGAAGCAAUUCCGCGUGCGUGUCCUCAAGGAGAUACUACCCAAGUGGACGCAAGAGACGGACCCGGAGGACGCUAUCUACAACUACUUCAAGAACCACGGCGGCAAGUCCUUGCAAAUCCGUGCGUCCAGCCCCGACGACGUGAGCAUCAAUUCCAAGGAUCUGUUCGCGAAGACCCGAGCCAAGGGUCCGUCUGAGCUGUGGGCGGAGGUGCCGGAAAACAAGGCACUUGUCUUGCAGAACAGCGAAGGGAUCAACCAAGUCGGAGCUGGAGGGCGACAGGCGGCGUCACGGCGAUUGCUCUUCGAGCAACUACCACCGGAGGAGAAGGCUAUUUGGGAGGAGAAGGCGCGUGCACCGCUGUCCCGCGAAGUCUUGGACGCGUCGAUGGCACGGUGCGUGUCCUUUCGUACAUUCAACCGAGAGACCUUGGUAGGCAGGGUUUCCACUCUUUUCCAGAACUCCAUUGGCGAGGGUGUCAAUCGCGUCGGCGACGCGGUGUUCUACCUGUUCCUGGGCUACAAAGAUCCCAGGAACCCGGUUCAAUGCAAGCAUCUUUACGUAGGGAACACACUCGAAGGGCAGAACUUCCCGAACUGGGCGGGCGGACUCGCCGCCCAGCAUGAACAAUGGCGACAGUUCUGCUGCGCCGUCCUCCCUGACCGGCCCGCCGAAGAGCUCGACGAAGAGUCUGACGAAGAGUCCGCGGAUACUGAGGUCGGCAUAACCUACGAGAACGACAGGCCGAUGCUGCCGCCCUGGGAUGCUGACAUGACAUCGCGGAAGGCGACGGAGAUCCUAUUGGUCUUCUUCCGUGCGUCGUGGAAACAGGCUCAUCGUAGCCUCGCCGAGGUGCCCAACCUCCCGAUGGACACCAUUACUCAGCGGCUGAUGGCGCUCGAGUGGCCGGCCCCCGUCUUCAGCGAUCCGGAUGGACUGACAGUCGUGCGGCUCAGCAUGCUGUGGGAGAAGAUCCGCGACAAUCAGCUAACAGCUAAUCACUUCGCCUUCGAGAACGUCGCGCCACAUGGCGAAGACGAGCGCGUUCGCGACGACGCGGUCGAGUCGGGGUCAGCCGAUGUUGGAACGGAUGGAGGCGAGGAGGAGGGUAGCAAGGCUGCGGAAGACGUCGUCAUGCACGAGAACUCCGUCGACAAUGGCGGCUCGGGUGAUGACGAAGAUGUCGAUCGCGCUGACGCUGCCUCGGACAAUGGGUCGGUUAAUGGCGGCGGCGCUACGAGCGUCGCGGCGAUCAGUGAGGACGAGGAGGACGAGGAUUGGGAGGUUGUCCCGUCGGAGGGAGCGAGUGAGGAUCGCGGCGGGAAGAAUGCCAACAAGCCCAUGCCUGCGAAGAGGCUUACGAGAGGCCGACGCGACGGUGAGACCGAAAGCGAGAGGAUGGACAUCGACGGCUCGGCGAAUGAAGACGACGAUGCGACCGCUAGCGACGCGGACAAGCCUACUCGCAAGAAGCAGAGGGUGGCUAGUGGUCGCGGCACGGCGUCGGCGUCGGCGUCGGCGUCGGCGUCGACGAGCAUCGGCAACGUCAACAGUGUCGGCAAGACUCGCAAGGUCACGAAUGCGUCUAAGGCUCCGUCUAAGGCUCCGUCUAAGGCUCCGUCUAAGGCUGCGACUGGUGGCACGUCGGCGUCUACUCGGGUCCUUCGCUCGACGCCUCAAGGUUCUAAGCAUAUGACUCGUGCAGCUGCUCGCAAGUCCUGA